CCAUGUUAUGUUUUUUAGUUGAUGAGGAACUUGGUGCUUUGCGUGACAAAACUGUGCAAGAUUAUAAAGAAUUAUCCAUACGCGCAUUUAUGCACUAAAAGAUCUGGGGGAUAUGACAUGUUUUUCAAGCUUGAUGAUAAGUUUUACGAGAUGGUGUCGAAAAUAACUGACAUAAAACGCAGUCAAAUAUUUGACAAGUUAUGGCAAAAAUACGGAGAAAAAUUCAAAACUGAAGUUGUGACAAUGGAAGUUAUAUUCAACAAGAUUUGGUCAAAAAUUCUUGACAAACUCCAGUCAAUAAAUGAACAAUUUCUCAAUGGUAAAAUGCAACUCAAGAAAGUUGAUAAAUAUUUAGUUAUGUGCAAGACGGACUACGACGCCUUGGAGGAGGAGUUCAUGCUGAUUUCAAGAUUUUUCAGUGGCACAGCGCAUUUGGGUGAGGUAAAGAAGACACUUGGGGUCAGGAUAGAAAAAGUAAAGAGUUAUAAACAACUUUUUGAUGCUCAGCAAGCUGCUCUGGCAAUUCUAGAAUUAAAAGAAAUUAUGGGUCUUGAAGGCGAUUUUUCAGAAGUCGAAAAUAUUAAAGAGGUUAGACUAUAUACAUUUUGUUGUAUAACUGUUCCCUCAGCACUGUUUAUUUCAAGGUGUUAAUUUAGCACCAAAUAUGGUGCUAAAUAAAAAGGUACAAAAUAACAUCUUUUCGGGUGCCAUUUUAACACCACCAGUUAAUAAGGUGUCAAAACACCUAAGCAGGUGCUUAAACACAAAUUUUUUUGAUGUUACAAUAACACCGAUUUUGGACGUCUAGAACUGGCCUAAAAAGCACUUGAUUCGGGUGCCAUUUCACAUAAUAAAAGACGUGUAAUUAUCCUAAAAGUGUACAGACGUUUCCUCCUCACAAAGGCACGCAAAAUAAUAACAAGAAUAUUUUAUGCCCCACUAGUUUUGUAGUUUAUUUACACUCUACUUCAGCGUAGCAUUGUUAAUUGAGUUCACAUAUCUAAACACUGAUGUUGAUCUCCAGCUCUUCCAUGAGUCUUUGAAUCGAUAUUCCAGCGAUACGAUAUUUAGAAAUUGAGAUAUUUUGCCCACAAUUUGUGUGUCUAUUAACCUACACUGCUCCUUCGUUUUUCGCCAUUUUGAAUCUUUGUUUUUCGCCAUUUUGUGCUAAAUCAACACCCAAAUCGGUGUUAGAAUAAUUAACAGUUAUUCUACGAACUCGAGUUAUUCUACGAAUAUGAGCUAAUAGCCAAUGAGGCGCGUAGCGCCAAAUCGGCUAUAUCGCUCAUAUUUGACGAGAGUGAGUGGAAUAACUGUUUUAUUAUAUUCACAAGGUCUGAAUUCACAGACUUUGCUUUUCGGAUAUUUUCAAUAUUUUGCUAUUUUGUUUAUGUUUGUCUAUGAUUAAUGGUUUAUUUGAUGUCAUGUGUUCUUUCAGAUUAUCGGUGGGAGAUUUGAAAGUCAAGCUAUCAAUUCAGUGAGUGACAAAUUGCUUAAAGCUGGAGAUCUGUUAACGGAUAUCAACCCAACGAGGCGAAGUUGUUUAAAGGCAUUUACAAAAUGUUUUGAUCUGGUUACAUGGUUGAGAGAGAGCAUAAAAGGUAAAGAGUUAUCAAAGAACUAG
This is a messenger RNA of Paramuricea clavata, 1624 nucleotides long. The record is from the annotation of a GenBank genome assembly. Lineage: Eukaryota; Metazoa; Cnidaria; Anthozoa; Malacalcyonacea; Plexauridae.